AAUCAAGAUUCAAAUGUAUAUGAAUUCUAACUAUUCUAAUUACAUUUAUAAAAAUGAUGAAGAAAAAGGGAUAGUUCAUCCCAAAAUGAAAAAUCAUGAUUGUAUUUUUCAAUAUUCCAUGUAGUCACUAAAAAUAGAGACUAGAUGGAGUCUAGCAUGUCAGACUGCAGGACCUGUCAACCACUUAAAGUAAUUAUGUAAAUGUUUUUUUGUUGUUUGCAUAGUUGCUGACCCCUUUUACAGUCUUGGUUUGCCCACUGACAGGUGUUGUCAUGACAGCAAGACUGGACUGUUCAGGCCCGUGUGUCGCUGGUCGAUCCAUGAGGCUCUGUGUGCUGAUUCUGUGCUUGCUGCCUCGCUUUGGCUGGGCAGUCAGUUACAAACAAGGCGAUCCGGUGAUCCUGUACGUUAACAAAGUUGGUCCGUAUCACAACCCCCAGGAAACCUAUCACUAUUACACCCUGCCAGUCUGUAGACCUAAAGAGGUCCGUCAUAAAGCCUUGAGUCUGGGAGAGGUGUUGGAUGGAGACCGUAUGGCUGAGUCUCUUUACAACAUCCGUUUCAAGGAAAACACUGAGAGACAGAUGCUGUGCAAGCUCACUCUCUCUGAGAAAGAGGUGGAUCAGUUGCGAGAGGCGAUCGAGGAGCUGUAUUACUUCGAGUUUGUCCUAGAUGACAUUCCCAUCUGGGGUUUCGUGGGAUACAUGGAAGAGAGUGGAUUCCUACCUCACAGCCACAAGGUGGGGUUGUGGACACACUUGGAUUUCAAUAUAGAGUACAACGGCGACUCUGUGAUCUUCGCCAACGUGUCUGUGAAGGACGUGAAGCCGGAGCCAUUAGAGGAAGGCGGGGGAGGGGCAGGCCAUGGUGUUGGCAGCGGUGGUCUGACGGUCACUCACACCUACAGCGUGCGCUGGUUUGAGAGUACGUUGCCCCAUUCGCGCAGGGCGGAGCGCCUUCGAGACUAUUCCUUCUUUCCUAAGACUCUGGAAAUCCACUGGCUGUCCAUCAUCAACUCACUAGUGCUGGUGGUGCUGCUGCUGGGCUUCGUCAUCAUCAUCCUCAUGAGGGUGCUGAAGAACGACUUCGCCAGGUAUAAUGUAGAGGAAGAUGGCGGCUGUGACGAUCUGGAUCAGGGGGAUAACGGAUGGAAAAUCAUCCACACAGAUGUCUUUCGCUUCCCAACAUAUAAGAGCCUCCUGUGUGCUGUAUUAGGGGUCGGGGCGCAGUUUCUGACUCUGGCCACAGGAAUCAUUGUCAUGGCACUGCUGGGGAUGUUUAACGUCCAUCGUCAUGGUGCCAUAAACUCGGCAGCGAUUGUAUUGUACGCUCUGACCAGCUGUGUGUCAGGUUACUGUUCCUGCAGCUUCUACACACAGAUUCAGGGCCAGCGCUGGGUCUGGAAUAUUAUCCUCACCUCUGCGCUCUUCUCUGCCCCUCUCUUUUUCACCUGGAGUGUGGUGAACUCUGUUCACUGGUGGAGUGGAUCGACUCAGGCCCUGCCUGCCACCACUGUGCUUCUGCUGCUUGGUGCCUGGGUGCUGGUGGGUUUCCCCCUCACCGUCAUUGGUGGAAUCGUUGGAAAGAACAGAGCAGGCAACUUCCAGGCCCCGUGUCGCACACGUAACAUACCUCGCCAGAUCCCCCAGCAGCCCUGGUACAAACACACGGCUGUGCACAUGGCCAUCGGAGGCUUCCUGCCUUUCAGUGCCAUCUCAGUAGAACUGUACUACAUCUUUGCCACCGCGUGGGGUCGUGAACACUACACACUCUACGGCAUCCUGUUGUGUGUGUUUGUCAUCCUGCUCUCGGUGGGCGCCUGCAUCUCUGUGGCCCUCACCUACUUCCUGCUCUCAGGCGAGGACUACCGCUGGUGGUGGAGAAGUGUUCUGAGCACCGGCUCCACUGGCAUCUUUAUAUUUGUUUACUCACUCUUCUACUACCACAAUCGCUCCAACAUGAGCGGCCUUGUACAGAGCGUCGAAUUCUUCGGAUAUUCCUUGCUCACUGCGUUUGUUUUCUCGCUCAUGCUGGGAACGGUCUCCUUCUGGGCUUCUCUGGCUUUUAUUCGUUACAUCUACCGUAGCCUUAAGAUGGACUGAGUUUGUUUCCUCUCAAGCUGAGCCCCUCAAAUGGGGAAGAGACUCAUGGACCAGGCCCUCAUGGAACCCUGCAUGUGCAGGUUUUGUGUUGCUGAAGUAUCAAACUAAAUAAGCUGUUUCUGAUGCCAGUCUUAAAAGGAAGGGAACAGACAAUGUGACUGACUAAAGACUAAUUUUAUUUUAUUUUGCUCACCAACACCCUGACACUUAAUUCACAUAGAUAUAUAUAUAGUUGCUAGAUUAUAUGCACAUCAAAUACAGACGUAUUUGAGAGUCAUUUUGGAUCGUUUGUGCGGAAUUGGAAAGCUUUUCAUACUUCAAAUGUUGCAUACCAAGUAUCCAAGACUUGAAAGUUCCGUUUUGGAUUUUGUUAAUGUAGUGAACAUGACUAAAAUGAUUAAAUGUCAGUUUCAAAACAUAAUGGGAAAGAAUCAGAGGCCUUCAUACAUAUCUAUUGUUUCAAAGACCAUUGAGGAGAUAAAGCACUUAUAUGUACUGUAGAUGGGUUUACUUGAUGAUUAUAGGUGGAUGUUGGUUAUAUGGAAGGAUAUUAUAAUCUUUGAGGUAAAGAGAUGUGUCAUAUUGUUUUCAAAGGGUGCCGUAUACACAUUUUGACCAAAAGAGCAGUUUUGGAGUGAAGAUUUAACAUGAGGAAGCUGAAGAAAUGAAGAAUUGAUUAUGGAAGCAAUACCAUGCUCUAAAGUCGCCAUCAACUGUGAUCUGUUAUUAUACUGUUUUCAAUAAAGUCACUUUUAUUAUGGUAAGAGAAAUAAAUGUGAGUGAAAUGCAACAACGCUGGUGUCUAUCAUAUAAAUGUAAAUUGAAAAUGGCUGUGUAAAUUGAUUUCAAGCUCACUCUCAAACAUGUCUUGCCGUUUUGACCCUUGUUCUUAUACACUACCAUUAAAA
Molecule: messenger RNA, 3010 nt
Organism: Sinocyclocheilus rhinocerous
Lineage: Eukaryota; Metazoa; Chordata; Actinopteri; Cypriniformes; Cyprinidae
Gene: tm9sf1
Product: transmembrane 9 superfamily member 1
Exons: 8
Coding region: 273-2102 (609 amino acids)
Biological process (GO): protein localization to membrane
Cellular component (GO): membrane
Source: RefSeq, a predicted model, not a curated record